AUGCUUGAGGUGGUUGAGAAUCAACGAUGGUAUCCGAUUAUGGGCUGGACAACGCAUUUACAAGCAGAAGAUCCUCCUGCCUGGUGUACUGUACAUCAAGUAGCGUGUCCUAGUAAAGAUGAACAGAAAAGUGUCAUGUGGCAAGUUUACAAGGGUCAAGAUUAUGACGAGGAAGGCUGGCUCUAUGGAGAGAAGUUUCAAGAUACUUUAGGUCCCAUGACACGUUCCAGUGUCGUCCGUACACGAGUUUGGAUGGGAUUUGAGACAGAAGAGCAGAAAGAAGCUGUGCUUGUUGCUACUGGAGCUGCAGGAUCGACUUUUGGGGGUGAAGAAGCGUUGGAGACGAGUGAGAAGAAUGACAAAGAGAAAGAUGAGGAGGAAAGAAAUGAAAAAGAAGAUGCUGUGGCGGGGUGUGUGAUAGAAGGAGUGGAGAGUGAUCAGUCCGCACGGAAUGCUGAGAAUACAAGAGAUGACGACUUAUCUUCAUUGACUGAGAGUGAUGCAACGACCAAUGUCGAUGGCUCAUCGAGUUCAUCGGGUUUUUUCGAAAGAAUUUCGUCGGCUGCAUUAUUUUUGCCAUCGUCAGCAUUUAAUUUGGCUGGGUCAUCAUCGAAGCAAGCAGUGUAUGGAACGGUGCAAUCGAUAAAGGAAGCGUCACUUUUUGGGUUUGAGAUGGCACAGGCGGCUACUACAGCUGCAAUUUCGUCGGAACCACAAAUUUCGUUGAUUCACAAAGGACAAAAGCACGUUGAUGUGGAAAAUGACGCGAAGGUUCUGUCCAUGUUAUCAAAGCGAUUCCCAGAUCUGUCACCGUAUCAGCGAUCAAUGGUGACGUGCUGCGAAGGCGAUAUUGUGAAUUAUGUGUCUCCUCCAGAACUAACUGUGUCAAAACGCUGCAAGGAAUGCAAUAUCGAGUUUGGUAUGACUAAGUUUCGUUAUCAAUGUGGCUACUGCUCUGAAUCGUUCUGCAGAACUCAUUUGCCAGAGUCCGCUAUCAUUCGCGCGUAUGGUUGCACAGCUCCAUCGAAAGUGUGCAUGAAUUGUUAUUCCGUUUUGAUGGAGAAGAUAGACCAGCAGCUUGUCCAAUGGCGCAUUGAGCGUGUAAAAGACUACCUCAGUGACAAGCUUAUUCUGUACUACAACACAGCCACCGACACAGCUGUUGACAAGAUUAUGCGUGCUGCUGAAGGCACACUUGUCGCGGCCAGGUCUGCUCCAAUUGGUGCAGCGGCGAAAAUGGCUGUCGUGAGUGCCGAUUUCUUGCGUAAAUACGGCAGGGCUGGAUUGCUUGGUUUUAUUCUGCGCAAUGAGUUUAUGCAGUCAUUUUCGACAUUGAAAGGUUUGCUGGGCGACCUGGGUGAUCUUGGCUUUCAAGAUGCGGCCAUUGGCGCAUAUUACUUCAUGGCGAUGAAUCGUGGAGAACGUGGCGCACAACCUGAAAAGGAGAAGGUAAGCCAUAACGGAUGUGAGCCAGUCUCGGACGAGCUUUUGUCAAAGGUGCUUAAGUACGCACCGUUAGCAUUGCACGGCAUCUACGAGUCAGACGUCUUGGAUGUCCAGCGCAUUAGCAGGUUGCAAGGAUUCUCUUUGAUUUAUGCACAUGUUCAAGACCAAGACAUUCGGCACCCUUCCUUUGCGCUGCUGGGUAACAAGGAAACGAAGACGGCACUUGUCUUGAUUCGAGGCUCCAAAUCUGUUCAAGAUGCACUGACGGAUAUUCAGGCUUACCCUGAGGAGAUCGGUUUGUCUGCGGCAGGUGCGCCUCAGAGCGAAGCAACCGGUGGUUUUGUUGAUGCGUUCGCACAUAAUGGCAUGCUCAAAGCUGUCAUGUGGAUCAAGGAUCGUAUUGUCAAAUCGUUACGUGUGCUACACAUUGAAGGCUAUCAUAUUGUGUUUGCAGGUCAUUCCUUGGGAGCUGGCUGUGCGGCGCUGCUGUCAGUCAUGUUGCAGAAAGAGUUCGCGGAUCUUGAAUGUUUUGCGUACGCUGUCCCUGCUUGUGUAAAUUUGAGUGUCGCCGAGUCUUGCAACGAUUUCGUCCAUUCAAUUGUGCUUCGAGACGAUAUUGUGCCUCGUGCCAAGGCUUCUAAUGUUCUCAAACUUGUUGAUGAGCUGAAGAACUUCAAAGGAUAUUGGCGUGACACGGCAUCUGAAGAUUUGGAGGCGUUUAAGGAGCGGGCAAAGACGAUUUGGGCACCAAGAAAUCGUGAGUGGGCCAAGGAGGCGGCUAAUCAACGAAAGGGGAAGCUUGCUAUGAGGGAUGAACCAGCUGAUCAAAGGAAGACAAAUUCUCCAAAAGAAAGACCCACCUUAGCUGAGAAAAAAGCAGAAGCGGUCAGUAGAGAAGAAAGCGUCUCGUCCUGGACACUUACACGAACAAACCUGAUCGACCAACUUGACAAAGCCGGUGAAAAAAGCAGUGAAGAAGAAGCUUUAGAGCCAUCAAUCGAGACGCGCCAAGAGGAAGAAAUUAUGAUUGCGGAGUUGGCAACGGUCUUGGUUGAGAAUCCGAGAGAGCUUUAUAUCCCUGGCAAAGUGACGCACAUUUUUUUUCACAAAGGAAUUUUCGAAGCUGUACACGUUGACCGCAAGUGUGAAGAGCUGUCACACAUUCCGGUGCAACAGAACAUGCUGAGCGACCACCUAGGUCGCAAUUAUUUAAGCGCACUACGUAUUGUCCGUGAUGCACGUCGUGUCAAGCCUACACUACCAGAGUGGGUGCCUUUCAGCACGAAGACCCGCUGCAUGUGCUGUGAUUCGCCUUUUACAUGGAACUCAACGUCUUCUAGUGAGGCACAGCAGAACCGUGACCAGCACAAUUGCCGACGUUGCGGUGCUCUUGUCUGCGAAGGUUGUUCCGAGAAAUUCAAGUCAAUCCCAGAGUUUGGAAUCAAUGUGCCAGUUCGCGUAUGCGAUCGUUGCAAUUACGAGGCUUGA
Molecule: messenger RNA, 2934 nt
Organism: Peronospora farinosa
Lineage: Eukaryota; Oomycota; Peronosporomycetes; Peronosporales; Peronosporaceae
Source: the annotation of a GenBank genome assembly